This is a messenger RNA of Cercospora beticola, 1149 nucleotides long. RefSeq lists its product as uncharacterized. Lineage: Eukaryota; Fungi; Ascomycota; Dothideomycetes; Mycosphaerellales; Mycosphaerellaceae. The record is from RefSeq and is a predicted model, not a curated record. Gene Ontology annotation, molecular function: ubiquitin-protein transferase activity; ubiquitin binding. Gene Ontology annotation, cellular component: ubiquitin ligase complex. Gene Ontology annotation, biological process: protein linear polyubiquitination; proteasome-mediated ubiquitin-dependent protein catabolic process.
AUGUCGCAGCCCGAUCAAGCAUACGAAUUCGGUGGCCCUAUGUCGGAGGCCGAGCUUCAGUACGAGUGCGUCGGUUGCGGAGACACCAUGCGCCCUCCAAGCGCAGCAUCUAUCCACGGACUCGAAUUCUGUCAGCAAUGCUUCAACGCCGGUAUCCGUCCUCUCUUCGAACAAUAUCUUGCGAACGAACUUGCGCCCGUCGUUUGGCAGGGCCGAGCGAUCAGUUUCAACGUUGUGCGACACCAAUUCUCUGCAGAGUUCGUUUCGGCAUUUAGAGAGCGCGUAAGGGAGUACGCUGUGCUGCCGAGAAAUCGCAUCUACUGCGCUGGGAAGAUUCAAGGAAUUCCUUGUGAGAAGUUUCUUGGAGAUAAACGACGUUGGCGCAAUGAGGCGUUCUGUCUUGAAUGCAAGUCCGAGACUUGUACCUCUUGUGCUGCGAUCAUCGACCUUGGCGAACUUGAGCACAAAUGCGCGAUUCAGCUUGAUCCGCUCGCUGAUUUGGUUCGAGGCGCGGAUUACCAGCUAUGCCCGAAGUGCGGCCUCAAAGUCGAGUUGGCUGAAGCUUGCAAUCACAUGCAGUGCCAGUUGGCCGCGUGCGGCGGUACUUCAUUCUGCUACACCUGCGGCGAAGAGGUAGUUGCACGCGAUGGUCACUGGUCGGCUGGCCGUCUCUGCCCACGUUACAAUUUACCGAAUCCACUGAAGCCAAUGACACGAGACCGCCUAGCAGAGGAAAGCUACAUCCGGGAGCACGCGAUGGUUCGCCCUGCGAGAGACGAACUACACCGCGUGCGGAAAAACUUGGUUCUCAGUCGCCAAGUUCUGUCUGAAGAUCGCCUGGGGCUACUACAUCAUCCAGAUGCUCAGGAAGCCCAGCGAGCACUGAUUAAAGCUAUGAGGCCUUUCCUAAUGGCGUUCGAUAGAUUGGAAGGAAGAAUACUUGAACACGGCCCAGUGGUGAAAAAGAGAGCUGCUCUUGCCCCAGCGAUCAGGGAGGCGUAUCUCAGUGGGAUAGCGAAGGAUGAUCGUGCUUCGUUGCUGCAGUAUCCCGCAAUUGCCAGCGGAUAUGCCGAUCUGGAGAGAACCAUUGCCGCCGCGCCCAGGGACGAAAUUUUUGCUGAACUCGUUCGUCAGCUACAGCAAGAGUAA